AUGAAUAAAGUUAAGGGACGGACCCGAACUCAUCAGAAAAUAUGGAAUAAGCCCAAUAAAAACGAGAUUUUAGAUAAAGAAAUCUCGAAUAUUAUGUCUGGUCGGAAGUUAUUAGAAGAACUUGAUAGCUCAACCGUCGAGAAAUUUUCUCAAUUUCCGCUUUCAGAGCCCACAAGAAGGGGAUUAAAAUCCUCAUCAUUCUUCAAACCCACCCCAGUCCAGAAGAAGUCUUUAAAACACACCCUUUUGGGCAAAGAUGUGAUUGUCCAAGCCAAAACUGGGAGUGGAAAAACGCUUGCCUUUGUAAUUCCCGUAUUGGAAUAUAUAUACACUGAGAAAAUAUCUUCUUUCGAUGGUCCAGUUGCUAUCGUUCUUACCCCCACCCGGGAACUGGCAAAGCAGAUAUUUGCUGUCUUUCAACGCGUUGGAAAGUUCCAUAAUUUUACAAUGAUUGAUAUUAUGGGAGGAAAAACAAACACGGGAAAACGCGAAGAAUGGCGAAGAGCAGCGAAUGCGAAUAUAAUCAUUGGUACUCCGGGUAGAUUUGCCCAACAUCAACGACAGAAUCCAUCACUAGAUAUGUCAAAUCUUCACUUUCUCAUCUUGGACGAAGUUGACCGGCUUUUGGAUCCUACAUUCCGAAGUGAACUCAUUUUCAUCGUUAAUAAUCUUUCCUCAAAUCGGCACAGUAUGCUUUUCUCUGCCACGUUUUCCAAAAAUAGGUGUGAUCUCUCAGCCUUGGGUCUUAAAUCACCCGUUAUGAUAUCAACUGAAAGCAGUAAUAUCGGUGCUACACCUGUGGGCUUAAAACAGAGCUAUUUUGUGGUUCCUUUGGGCAAAAAGCUCGAUCACCUGUGGACGUUCCUUCAAAGUCAUUGCAAAAAGAAAAUCAUCGUCUUCUUUUCCACCCAGAAACAAGUUCGAUUUGUGCACGAUCUUUUCACACAUCUGCGUCCCUACUUCUCUCUAAUGCAAUUACGCGGUAACAUGUUGCAGAGUAAACGGUUUAAAAUCUACGAAAAAUUCUCUCAAACUCCUCGAGGCGCUGUACUCUUUGCCACUAAUAUUGCAGAACGUGGUUUGGACUUCCCGGAAGUUGACUGGGUGGUUCAAUUCGAUUGCCCUAAGCAAUUAGAUGAUUAUAUCCAUCGUGUUGGCCGAACAGCUCGUGCAGAACGUCGAGGUCGGGCUCUUAUGUUUCUUCUCCCCUCUGAGGUUGGGAUAAUCAAACUUCUAAAUGAAAGAAACAUUCAAAUUCGUCAAAUGCAGAUUCCUGAAUCACGUACUUAUAGUGUGGUAACUACUCGAGCUCCUGCUAUACUUGCCAGUAAACCGGAAUUAGCAGAAACUGGCCGAAUAGCGUUCUGUGCUUAUCUUCGUGAUUAUUGCUUUAUCCCAAAGUCCCUGACUUCCUCAGAGAAGAAUAAUCAGACUUCGGAUGAGUGUGCUGGCAUGUCUCUGGUCUUUAAACCAGGCGAACUUCCUGUUGAUGAAUUUGCAGCCUCUUUGGGUCUUGCUUUGGUGCCGGAGUUACCGAAAGAGAUGCUCAAGUAUAUGCCUGAGAAUGCCAAGAAGGCUAGGAAACCCACUCUGCUUUUGGCUAAUGACAGAUCUCAAGUUGAAGACCUCAGUGGAUUCAAUAUUGACGAAGGUGUGGAUAAAGUAGAUGAUGAUGAAGAUGACGGUGGUUUUCUUAAACGAAAAGCUUUCUCUGUCCUCCGACCGGAGAUUAUGGCUAAGGUGGAGGCGACUGGGAAGAAAUUACUAGAAGUCGUGCCUUCUAGUGAUGACGAUGAGAGCGGUAGUGAUGAGGGUGUGAAGGUGGGUGGAGCGUACAGGCCUUCUGAACCGGAGUUGCCCAUUAAAGAAUCAAAGAAAAGACCUCUUACUCGAAUCCAGCAGGCAAAGAAGGAGCUUAAACGCAAAAUUGCCACCCACACGAGAGUCGAAUACGACGCAGAAGGCAAGCCAAUUGCCAAAUAUGUUGGAGGUGUUCGUAUUGAUGAUUUGGAUGGCGAUGAGGGGUCCACUUUGCCAACACCUCGUUUGAACAUUGAAGCAGAACGUGAAAAACUCCGCUCAAUUAUUGACGUAGAGGAUAAGGCCCGUUGGCGAGAACAAAUUCGAGCUAAACACCGCUUGGAGCGCAAUAAGGCCAAGGAAUUACGCAAGGCCGAACAAGCAGCCAACUCCACCUGUCAACUUGCUGCUGCUGGUGAUGAUGAUGAUGAUGGCGGAGACAAUCACAGUUCCGUGGACAGUUCAUAUGAAGCAGGGCAUUCUAAUUGUUCCAACAACAAUUCUGACAAUGAAGUUGAAGAUGAAGAUAUGGGGGAUCUGGAAUACUGUGAGGAAUCCGUAGAAAGUGAUGAAACCGACGAGGAAGAGGAAGAACCUGUUCGAAAACGUUCGAGAAACGACUAG
Messenger RNA from Rodentolepis nana, 2424 nucleotides. The record is from the annotation of a GenBank genome assembly. NCBI's taxonomy places the organism in Eukaryota, Metazoa, Platyhelminthes, Cestoda, Cyclophyllidea, Hymenolepididae.